CCACAGCAGGAGAUGAUCCGAUACUUCUCCGCACAUGCACCUCCCCGAUGGACGCCUCCAUUCCGUCGAGGCCUGGCAACGCUCGGUGCUCCCGGGGGCGCGUGACGACCGGCCGCUGCUAUUAUCAAGAUGCACAAAGCCCCGUUCCGUCGCGCUUUUUGUCCAAAAUCUCCCGCGAUCCUUGCCUUAUCGGGUCCUCCAUCGCCUUCCGCCGUUCCCUCCUCGACCAACUCGGUAGGUCUCCGGUCGCGAAGCCUAUCAGGCGCCCUAGACUGUCUUUCCUGGAACUACGUCGCCGCGAUCGAGCCGUGUGAUAGCAUUGUCACCGGAACCGCUUCUGUCCUGCAUGACUGCGUCAGCAUGACCCUUCCUUGACCUUCGGGCCCGCUGAGAGAAGGAUAUUUUCAACAAUUUCCAUCCCCCGAUAGCGACAGUACUGGUGGCGACGU
Messenger RNA from Punctularia strigosozonata HHB-11173 SS5, 449 nucleotides. RefSeq lists its product as uncharacterized. Lineage: Eukaryota; Fungi; Basidiomycota; Agaricomycetes; Corticiales; Punctulariaceae. The coding region runs from base 130 to 375 and encodes 81 amino acids. The record is from RefSeq and is a predicted model, not a curated record. The transcript has a single exon.